UAUUACAUUCAUACAUCCCCUUGACAAAUGGCAGCCUAGAGAUUUUCAGGAAAUUACAUACCAAUUGCAUCUUCAUUGUUAAUUUGACAGGAACAUGCAUUAUGACCAUAAAUAUUUGUAAGUUUUGGCACAUAUUUUGCACACACUGUGGUUAUGAAAGGUCUAGCUGGGCUCUGACUGUAUUAUAAUUAAUUGUUUUUUUAUUAAUUCCAUUCAUUUUUUAACACUCUACACACAAACCUCUUAACAACAUCUCCCUCUCAAUGGUUAGGUUUCAUCGCUGUAUUGUUUAGACUUUUCUUUUUGUACAUGGCAGAUCACCAUCAAGAGGAGACCUCUACUGUAUGUCAUGAACAUUAUCCUACCAGUGUUUGUAUUCCUUGUGCUGGAUGUGAUGUCCUUCUUCAUAGACGCAAGUGGAACAGAAAAGCUGAGCUUUAAAGUGACUUUACUACUGUCCGUUUCUGUGUUGCUGCUGAUUCUUAAUGACACGCUGCCCUCUACAGCUGAUAAAAUCCCACUGAUUGGGAUUUACUGCAGUGUGAUUUUCAGUCUCAUUGGCAUCAGCAUUCUGGAGACCAUCCUUGUGAAUCUUUUGAAGGCUAAAGGAGCAGAGAAGAGAUCAGUGGACACAACAGCUGCUAUUACUGGACAAAAUGAUGUAGAAGACCUGCAGAGCCCUCCAGACUCAAUUAGAUAUCAGAAUGGGAUGCAGAGAUCACUGUGCUGGACCAGAGUGGCAAGAAUCAUAGAUGUGACUUUCUUGGUUCUUUACAUAAUCACCAUUAUUGUGUUUCUGUCUGUUCUUGAGAGGAUUUGGUUUCCAAAGUGAUGUUUUAUACAUGAGAGGGCACACAAUAAACACAUUAUUUAUUAUUAAUAAACAACUAUUAUUUAGACAUUAUUGUCACUGUAAAAAACAAAAAUGAUCUUUGUAACAGAAGCAAUAACAGUAGUUUUACCACUUAUCUUUACAGAUUUUCUUGUAUUUCU
This is a messenger RNA of Cyprinus carpio (common carp), 993 nucleotides long. Its product is annotated as 5-hydroxytryptamine receptor 3A. Gene Ontology annotation, cellular component: membrane. The record is from RefSeq and is a predicted model, not a curated record. NCBI's taxonomy places the organism in Eukaryota, Metazoa, Chordata, Actinopteri, Cypriniformes, Cyprinidae. Gene Ontology annotation, biological process: monoatomic ion transport.